GGCAGAAAGACGUGUUUUGGCCGGGCAUAAACCGGUAAACCAAGAAUAGCUCCCGUUGUCGGGAGAGAAAAAGGUACAUUCGCAAGCUUGACGAAGCUUCCUCAGUCUCACGGCUACAAAUCCGCUGUUGCUUAGGGCCCGUCCAAUAAAACUGUAGUGGCCUCAAACCCAUUCGACCAAGGUUGGAGUGCGCGAACUCUCCUCCCUCCCCCCCCCCCCCCCUCUCUACCUUUCUUCGUCCCUUCGUCGUGUCUCGUGGUGCCUCGUCGUUUCCUCUCCAUACACAGACCCCCGAUUUCGCAAUGGCCUCGCAAUUCUUCUCUCUUGAGGGCCAGACCGCUCUCGUCACUGGUGGCACGCGUGGAAUUGGCGCUGCCGUGGCUGUUGGCCUCGCCGAAGCAGGUGCCGACAUUCUCCUCGUCCAGCGGGACGAGUCGAGCAAAUCGACCAAGGAGGCCGUCGAGAAGCUCGGCCGCAGAGCCCAGAUCUACACGGCCGACCUCAGCUCUCAGGAGAGCGUCGCCGCCCUCGUGCCCAAGGUCCUCCAGGAUGGCCACCAGAUCCGCAUUCUCGUCAACUGCGCCGGUAUCCAGAAGCGCCACCCGUGCGAGAAGUUCCCCGACGACGACUUCAACGCUGUCAUCCAGGUCAACCUCAACUCCGUCUUCACCCUCACCCGCGAUGUCGGCGCUCACAUGCUUAACCUCGAACCCCAUCCCGUCACCGGCCGCAAAGGCAGCAUUAUCAACUACGCCUCCCUGCUAACUUUCCAGGGCGGCUUCACGGUGCCGGCCUAUGCCGCCUCCAAGGGCGCCGUCGGCCAGCUGACCAAGAGCUUCGCCAACGAGUGGACCUCCAAGGGCAUCACCGUCAACGCCAUCGCGCCUGGCUACAUCGAGACCGAGAUGAACACGGCGCUGCUCAACGACAAGGAGCGCCUAGCAAGCAUCAGCGCCCGCAUCCCCGCCGGCCGCUGGGGCACCCCCGAGGACUUCAAGGGCACCUCGGUGUACCUGGCCAGCAAGGCCAGCGGCUACGUGAGCGGCCAUGUCUUGGUUGUUGACGGCGGGUGGAUGGGUCGGUAAAUGAGUUGGAAGGACUGCUCCGAAGAAAUUCCCUCGGAUUUCUAUCAACCCGAGACGUGCAAGAGAGAAAGAAUCCAACUCCUCUUGAAAAGGGUUUUUGGUUUUUUUCAAGAAGGAAGAAACAGUUAUACCAACCAGCUCCGAUGACACGGCAUUAUGUAUCGCUCAUGAUUGCAAACCAGAACUAAAAGAAUUGCAUUUACCGUUCCCACCAACGCUGCGCGGAGU
Molecule: messenger RNA, 1313 nt
Organism: Colletotrichum destructivum
Lineage: Eukaryota; Fungi; Ascomycota; Sordariomycetes; Glomerellales; Glomerellaceae
Product: Putative short-chain dehydrogenase/reductase SDR, NAD(P)-binding domain superfamily
Exons: 2
Coding region: 303-1085 (260 amino acids)
Molecular function (GO): oxidoreductase activity, acting on the CH-OH group of donors, NAD or NADP as acceptor
Source: RefSeq, a predicted model, not a curated record